AUGACUGAGCCCAAGAUGGAGCAAACAGUUGAAAACAAGGAAAAUUAUGUUGAUGAAACAAAGCUGGGUAUGAAAUACAGUCCAGUAAGUUCACAUCAAAACUUAUCAUCGCCAAUACGAAAACGUCCAGAACGCUCACCUUCACCAGUAAGACGAAGGGCGAAAAUAAUAGCUCCUAAUGAAUCUUACAGACAACAUGCUGCGAGUUUACGCUUGCCGAAUUACUCAUCGUUUUCUUCAUAUAUGCCAAUUGAAAAACCAAAGUAUUCUUCAGUUAGUCUUUGGAUGAAAGAUGCAUUAUAUAAAACUUAUCCUGAACACGCUGCCCGCUCAACUUAUACAUCCAUGUUUGAUGAUAUUGUCAGUGCAGGUCCAUUUUCAAGAAAUUUAUAUUCGACAAGUCGUUUGAUUGAACGCUCUCGUAGUCGGUCUCGAGAACAGCAAGUUGCGACUCGCUUAAGUCGCUCAGAUAGCUACUACAAUCGCCGUACUCUUAACUACAUGCCAGUAACAUAUCGCAAUCGUGAUUUUUCAACACCACCAAUAUCGACCAUACGUUAUGCUCCAUCACGUUCCGGCUCAUUUCUUUCUUUUAUGGAAUAUAGUGGACAGAAGCAACAUGAACUUGCAAGAAGUUCAAGCAGGCUACUGGCUUAUGACGGGUUAAGCCGAACUAGUUCACGUUCUAGCAUUGAGAUGUUUUACAACAGUGGACGACUAUCACGAGUCGAUAGUUACAUACGUGAUAUGGAUCGACGGUUUGAAUAUGACUUCCCAAGUAAUUAUACCAGAUGUAGCACGUUCCGUUCCUAUUUACCUCAAAUUUAUGCACCAGCUGCAGGAUACCGAGUGUGUUGCUCUUUAUUUAUUGCCAAGAUUUCUAAUCAUCAUUUUUAG
Molecule: messenger RNA, 897 nt
Organism: Thelazia callipaeda (thelaziosis nematode)
Lineage: Eukaryota; Metazoa; Nematoda; Chromadorea; Rhabditida; Thelaziidae
Source: the annotation of a GenBank genome assembly